Molecule: messenger RNA, 849 nt
Organism: Mesorhabditis belari
Lineage: Eukaryota; Metazoa; Nematoda; Chromadorea; Rhabditida; Rhabditidae
Source: the annotation of a GenBank genome assembly
AUGUUUGACACAGGCCGCGCUGCGAGGCAUUUGGGUCUACCAAAACAUAGCUUACAAUACCUUGUUGACUCGCUGUGUCAAGUACAACUCAACAAGGAAUUCCAGACGACCGAUUGGCGUGUUAGACCACUCCCCGAAGAAAUGAUGCACUACGCCCGGGAGGACACUCACUAUUUACUCUAUUGCUAUGAUCUGCCACGGGAAAGACUUUUUCAGCCUGGAAACGAAAGGACGAACAAUUUGCUGGAAGACGUUUACAGGGACUCCAAGGAGAUUUGCAAGAAGGUCUUCGAAAGCACCUCUUCGAUCCCGCAGAUCAAAGAGGAAUCUCAAAAUAGGCAAAUAUUCGCCCUGCGGGAGCUCUGGCGUUGGGGGGACACGACGGCGAGAAAUCAAGACGAAUCACUGGGCUACGUUCUACACAUGAUGAUUCAUAUUGCUGAGUCUCUUCCUCGUGACAAGGAAGGAGUCUUGGCGUGCUGCUCACCGGUACCGCACCCACUGAAAGAACAUUUGUUGCUUAUUCACAGGAUCAUCUUGGAGGCUCGAGAUCGCGGGCUUGAGGUGGUGGAAACGGCAAAAAAGUACCUUGUUGACUCGCUGUGUCAAGUACAACUCAACAAGGAAUUCCAGACGACCGAUUGGCGUGUUAGACCACUCCCCGAAGAAAUGAUGCACUACGCCCGGGAGGACACUCACUAUUUACUCUAUUGCUAUGAUCUGCUACGGGAAAGACUUUUGCAGACGAAGAUUUGUGACCUGUUGAUCCGUGCCACCAUUCGAUUGCGUCGGCGCGUCGGGAUCUCGGUGGAAGAUCGGAAAGCAUGUAGCGACAGCGGAGAGACGCUG